UGAUGUGUAUUUGUAUAUACCUAUACGUAGUUAUAAGGCGUUUGCGCCGACUGCUUAGCCAGUAAUAAACUAGCUUGCGAACUAGACGGUUGUUUCACUCAUACAUCUCAGUGUCGAACGAGGAUUCUGAAGUACCCGCGCUAAGUGAAAAAGUGACAUGACGUUUUUUGGAAAUUUAACGAAUUUCGAUCACAAAACUGGCGAAUGGCAGAUAUUUCACAGCAAAUUAAAGCAAUUUUUUGUGGUGAAUAAAAUUUUGCAGGAAGGGGACAAGCGCGCCCUUUUAUGCACUCACUUAACGGACGAAACCUACCGCUUGUUACGUAACUUGGCUCAUCCAAAGGAAUUAGAGGAGCUCGAGUUCAAGGAGCUAGUGAAAUUACUCGACGGCCACUUCAAGAAGAAGCAGUGUACGUACGCUGAUAAGGCCAAGUUUUAUGCUGCGACGAGAGUACCAAGCGAGACUUUAGGGGACUGGGCGGCGCGAUUAAGAGGAUUGGCAACUUAUUGCAAUUUUGGCGCGGCUCUGGAAGCGAAUUUAGCAGAUCGUUUCAUCCUAGGCUUGGGCUCGGGGCCCGAGCGUGAUAAAUUAUUUGAAAAAACGGCUACCCUCUCGAUGGCGGAGGCUCUGGAGAUUGCAGAGAAAGCAGCGGUCGCUAGGGAAGCGAAGACGGAGUUGGCGGCAUCUUUCAAAGAAGAGCCCGUAUUUUAUGGGGCUAGUGGGAAUGGGCACGGCCGAGGCGGCUGGAACAAAGGACAUCGCGGCGGUAGCAACAGCGGUGGCGGAACCCGGCCGGCCGGAGGCGACCAGAGGCAGCGAGAUGAUUUCCGAUGUGCUGUUUGUGGAAUGAGAAACCAUGAUGAAGAUAGUUGCCGUUACAAGCGUUAUCGAUGCCAGAAAUGUGGAGUUAUAGGACAUUUAAAAAAAGUAUGUAAAAGCAAGCAUUCGCGCGUGAACUGCAUCGCCACUGAACUGGAGGAAAACGUGACCGUAGGAGCUGAGCAGUGCUGUAGGGAGUGCCAAAACUUUAAUUUAAGGAACUGAAUGGAAGUGGGGAGAGCGGCAGCGGGACGCCGUGCGCGCGGUGCGCCGCGAGCUGGCCUCGGAGCGCGUGCUGGCACACUUCGAGCCCAGCGCGCAGCUGGUUCUCAGCGCGGACGCCGGACCCGGGGGCCUGGGCGCUCUAUUGGCACAACGAGCCGCCGACGGACAGGAGCGACCGCUGGCGUUUGCAUCCCGCUCCCUCACCUCCAGCGAACGUAACUAUAGCCAGAUCCAGAAAGAGGCGGCCGCUUUGAUCUUCGCUGUAAAGCGUUUUCAUCAAUACCUAUACGGCCGUAGCGAACCUUUUAUUCUAAAAACCGACCACAGACCGCUAGUUUCCAUUUUCAAUCCCCAAACCGGAAUAUCAGCCACUACAGCCUUACGUCUUCAGAGGUACGCUAUUAUAUUGUCGGCGUAUAAUUAUACUGUGCAAUAUGUUUCUAGCCGUAAUAACUUAGUAGCAGACUAUUUUUCCCGCGCGCCCGUGGCGGACACGUACAGCGAUAGUGAUAAGGAAUUCGAUUCAUUAUGUGCACUACAUUUUUUAGAUUCGGUUUCAUCGGCGGUCACCGCGCAUGAUAUUAAAAGGGCUACCGAGGUCGAUUCAAUUCUUCAAACGGUAAUUAAAUAUAUGGACAAGGGUUGGCCGCGUAAAAUCAAUUGCAAAUCGGUCCAACCUUAUUAUAAUUGCAGAACCGAUUUACAAUUUCUAAAUGGAUCCUUAUUGCGGGGGCAUAAAGUCGUAAUUCCAGUAUCACUUAGAGGACGCAUGUUAAGCGAACUGCAUAGCACGCACUUAGGUAUUGUUAAAAUGAAAUGCGCGGCGCGCAGUAGGAUGUGGUGGCCGGGUAUCGACCAGGACAUCGAGCGCUGCGCGGGCGCGUGCCAGGCUUGCGUGGCGCUGCGGCCGGCCCCGCCGCGGGAGCCGCCCGCGCCGUGGCCGCGCGCGCCCGGUCCCUGGCACCGGGUACACAUCGAUUAUAUGACGAUAGGGCAAAGGGUAUAUUUAAUUGUGGUCGAUUCUUAUAGUAAAUGGGUGGAAUGUCUACACAUGCAAAAUGGCACUAGCACACAAUCAUUAAUAGCGAAAUUAAAAUACAUUUUCUCAGUAUUCGGUAUACCUAAAGUUUUAGUAUCGGAUAACGAUGUAAAAAUUAAUUGCGCUGAAUUUAGGUCAUUUUGUUCUAACAAUGGUAUAAAAUAUAUGAAUUCGCCUGUCUAUCAUGCCAAUAGCAACGGCCAAGCCGAGAAUUCCGUUCGCACAUGUAAAAAAAUGCUAAAAUAUAUUUUAAAACAAGAUGUAAUACCACACGUAGUACAUGAAAAAUUGUUAAAUUACUUGUUUGACUAUAGGAACUCUGUGCACUGUACGACCGGGGAAACUCCGGCCAAACUUAUGUUUGGAAGGGAGCUGAGAACUCGUCUUGAUUUAAUAUUACCCUCAGACAGUACCGCGAGCGCGAUUGAUAACGACACAGCAACAGCUGUUUGCACACAUAAGCGAAUAUUUCAAAUUGAUGACAUAGUUUGGGCUCGGUGGUACAGUGCAAGGAAAGAAAGUUGGGAGUUAGGUCAAAUUAAACAAAAAAUAGGUAAUAUGAUGUUUAAAAUAUAUGUAAACAAAUACGAUACGACCUGUAUAAGACAUGUGGAUCAGCUUUUAAAAUAUAAAGGUCAGGCUAUCGACAAUUUAUUUGAAGGGAAAAAUGACGUCUCUAACGAUCCUAUACCAUUGCCCACAUUUCCUUCCCCAUCUAUUUCAAGCAGUAUGCCAAUAUUACCUACCGAUUCAGCGGUGGAUAGUUCACCUCCCGCUGAAAUAGUUGUGGAGGAAAGGAGUGCAGAUGAAGCUGGGAAUGAAGUGUGGGCAGAGUGCGAGGGACAGACAGGUGAGUGCGGGCCGUCUGCGCACGAGCCCGCUGUCGCCGCGCCCCCGUCGUCGCCGGCGCAGCUGCCGAGCGCGGCCGCAGCGCGCGAUCCUAGUACGCCCGCGCCUGUCUUAGACGAGGGCCAAAGGCGAUAUAAUUUGCGCCCCAGAAAAAAGGU
Cydia strobilella is the source of this 3091-nucleotide messenger RNA. RefSeq lists its product as uncharacterized. NCBI's taxonomy places the organism in Eukaryota, Metazoa, Arthropoda, Insecta, Lepidoptera, Tortricidae. Bases 158 to 1045 code for a protein of 295 amino acids. The record is from RefSeq and is a predicted model, not a curated record. The transcript is spliced from 2 exons.